AAAUGGGCUGCAAAUAGGCAAAGCUUAUGGAAUGAAUUCAACGAUCCAACCAAAGCAAGAGAUGAAAUCAUAAAAAAUGUGCCGAUAGGCAUAGAUAAAGAUCAAUGGGCUCGUUUUGUUCAUUAUCAUCAUAAACCAUCAACAUUGGAACUUUGUUGGAGAAAUAAAGAAAUUCGAAGCAAGCAAGUUAUUCCACACACUGGUGGAUCCAAAGCUAAUCCUAGAAGAAGAAAUGAGUUGUUGUUAGAAACUGGGAAGCUACCAAGUCAUGGACAAUUAUAUAUUGAAACUCAUAAAAGGAAAGAUGGAUCAUUUGUAAAUGAAGCAGCAAAGACUAUAGCGGAACAAAUUGAAGUAGGAUUGACUCAAAGCAUAGUUGAUGAAUCUGAAGUUUCUCCUCUUGAUGUUGUUGGUAGAGUGUUAGGGUUAGAGCACUCUGGGAGAGUGCGAUGCAUGGGAUUAGGAGUUGUUCCUUCUAAUACAUUCAGGAACACAAGAUUUCGAGCUUCUAGUCUGAGCUCUUCUUCAUCUGGUGUUGCCUUUCCAUCUUCAAACCAAUGGCAAGAGAAAUACAACAAUUUAGAAUCAGCUUUUAAGGCCUACAUGAUAAUGAAGGAAGGAAGGAUCCCUGAAGAAUUAGCUAGUUAUUUCACUCCUGAUCAAACACAUCCAAAUGAUGCUUCAAGUGUUCCUAAUACACCUUUGGAUGCAAGAGGAUCUUCUGGUGCUAGCAACCCUUAGUUUGCUUAUAAUGUAUUUUGGAUUUAAAGUUUAGUACAAUACUAAUAUUACUUUGUUAUGGAUUUUAUGUCAUACUUUGAUUUACAAUAGAAAUUUGAAUUAUAAAACUUUGAACUA
Molecule: messenger RNA, 858 nt
Organism: Glycine soja
Lineage: Eukaryota; Viridiplantae; Streptophyta; Magnoliopsida; Fabales; Fabaceae
Exons: 5
Source: RefSeq, a predicted model, not a curated record